GUUUAUAAAUUACCUAUUUAGUUUAUUGUUGAAGCAUACUGUUAAUUUAUUUAAAAUAAAUAGUUUUACUGAAUUUUAUGAUGAAUUUUUUAAUUGUAUUUUCGGUGUUUGUGGUCGCGGCGAAUGCUGCUCAUUUGCCAUCAGAUGUUCCAAGAUGUAAAAUGGAAGACAGCCAUUGUUUACAAAAUGCCAUUGGCGAAGGCAUCAGAAUUAUGAAAGAUGGAAAUCCAAAAAUAAAUCUUUCACCACUGGAGCCUCUGAGAAUAAACGAAUUAUCAAUUGACCAAGGGGGCAACAGUUCUGUGAGCAUCCAACUUAAAAUCUUAAAUUGCGACAUGCACGGUUUCAGCCAAAUCAAAGUUUCAGAUGUCGAAUCUUUUUCAUCUGAACGUGUAGAUUGGCGUAUCAAAGCCCUUGUUCCUAGAGUAGAACUUGAUGGAGAUUUCACCUCGAAGGGACGAAUACUUUUAUUCCCAAUCACUGGCAAAGGCAAAUGCAACCUAACACUUGUUGACUUGGAUAUUACAGCAGCCCUACGAUCUGGAGAACCGGUGACUAAAAACAACAAACAAUAUUACACAAUAGAAAAUGUUGAACUUAAAUUUCAACCCAAAAGAAUGUAUCUAACUUUCAACAACCCAGACCAAGACAGACUUCUAGAAGACCAAACCAACAGAUUUUUAAACGAAAAUUGGAAAGAUUUAUUCGAAGAGCUGAAACCGUCCUUCCAGGACUCUUUCUCAGCAUUGUUUAAAGAAAUCGCAGCAAGAGUUUUCGAUAGAGUUCCUAUUAAAGAUAUGUUCCUUAAGUAAAUUUUGGAAAUACAAAUGAUAGAAGAAAUUAGUACUUAAUAAUACUCAAAGAUAAGAUAUAAGAUUGAGGCGGAACACCUGGGCUUAGGAUUAAGAA
Molecule: messenger RNA, 909 nt
Organism: Ctenocephalides felis (cat flea)
Lineage: Eukaryota; Metazoa; Arthropoda; Insecta; Siphonaptera; Pulicidae
Product: protein takeout-like
Exons: 6
Coding region: 78-812 (244 amino acids)
Source: RefSeq, a predicted model, not a curated record